Cutaneotrichosporon oleaginosum is the source of this 534-nucleotide messenger RNA. RefSeq lists its product as uncharacterized. NCBI's taxonomy places the organism in Eukaryota, Fungi, Basidiomycota, Tremellomycetes, Trichosporonales, Trichosporonaceae. The record is from RefSeq and is a predicted model, not a curated record.
AUGCCACCACGAAGGCGCACGACCAAACAGGUUAAGAGGGAGGAGGAGGAGGAGGACGUGCGGCCGAUCAGCGAGGAGGAGCAGGAGGCCGAGAUCAAUGCGCUGCGCAAGAAGGCCGAGCGGGAUAAGGAGACGGGACGGAUGUACUUGGACGCAUUGGUCUUGGUGUGUUUCGUCGUCUUCAUUCGCCAGCUGUACAGGUACGCGAGAGCUGGAUCAGGCGCCCCGGCCUUGCUCAAGCUCGUUGCACUCGCCCAAACUCUUCUCAUUCCCUUCUCAGUGACGCCGGAGCGGCUGCCUGUCCUCGGCCCUCAAGUGGCGGGGUAUCAUCACCUCGUAGUGCUUGGGCAGCUUCUGUUAUUCGGCAUCAGCUUCGUGCUUCAGAUCGGCCAAGUGCCCAUCACCGAGCUGCUGCGCGCCGCGCUGCCUGAGCUUCUCGCGUUCAGCGUUGAGCUUCAGCGCCGUGCAGAGCGGUCUAAUGACGUUGAGCUCGAUAAGCUCGAGAGGCUCAAGUAUCCGCUCAAGGGUGCAUGA